Molecule: messenger RNA, 1462 nt
Organism: Momordica charantia (bitter melon)
Lineage: Eukaryota; Viridiplantae; Streptophyta; Magnoliopsida; Cucurbitales; Cucurbitaceae
Product: gamma-glutamyl hydrolase 2
Biological process (GO): tetrahydrofolylpolyglutamate metabolic process
Cellular component (GO): vacuole
Molecular function (GO): gamma-glutamyl-peptidase activity
Source: RefSeq, a predicted model, not a curated record
CAUAUAAUAAUCUCUUCGGAGCUCAUCAAUGGCUGUCGUCGUCUCCUUCGUCUACUUUUUUCUGUUCUUUGCCAUUUCUUCUUCAUAAUGCUCCCAGAAGUUGUUGGCUUCGCGCCUACCAUUUCUGAACAUUCCGACCGCAGCUUCCACUCGUCUUCCCCUUCGAUUUUCUCUUCGUCUUCGAUUUCCGUCUACAAAUACUUCUGGGUCUCCUUCCUGAUCCUAUUCACCCACGAAUUUCGCCUCGUCAAUGCAGUUCAUCCCUUCCCGAACAUCCUCAUGCCGUCUCAGUUUGGUCUCGACUCGUCGGCUGUUGCGCCCUCGUGUACGGCAAUGGAUCCCAAGCUUAAUUACCAGCCGGUGAUCGGAAUCCUUAGCCAUCCCGGCGAUGGUGCCUCCGGAAGGUUGAGCAAUGCGACGAAUGCGUCCUAUAUCGCUGCCUCGUAUGUGAAGUUCGUCGAAUCCGCCGGAGCAAGAGUUAUUCCUCUUAUCUAUAACGAGCCGCUUGAAAUUCUUUUCGAGAAGCUCAAUUUGGUCAACGGGGUGCUCUUCACUGGAGGGUGGGCUAAAGAGGGUUUAUACUAUUCCGUUGCUGAGAAGAUUUUUAAGAAAAUUUUGGAGAGGAAUGAUGCUGGGGAUCAUUUCCCUUUACAUGCCGUUUGCUUGGGUUUUGAAAUCUUAAGCAUGAUCAUCAGCAAGGAUAGGAACAUUCUUGAAUCAUUUAACUCGUCAAAUAUGGCGUCCACUCUGGAUUUUGUGGACAAUGUAAAUAUUAAAGGAACAGUUUUCCAAAGAUUUCCACGUUAUUUACUCGAGAAGUUGAGUACAGAUUGUAUUGUAAUGCAAAACCAUCUUUAUGGUAUCUCACCAGGAAGGUUUGAGCAAAAUGCAGAAUUAUCCAGAUUUUUUGGGAUAUUGACAACUAGUAAUGAUGAAGACAAUAAGGUUUACGUCUCCACUGUACAUGCUCGGAAUUAUCCCGUGACUGCAUUUCAAUGGCAUCCCGAGAAAAAUGCCUUUGAGUGGGGUUCUUCCGUGAUUCCGCAUACGGAGAAUGCGAUUGAAGUGACGCAACAUGUUGCCAACCACUUUAUCAGUGAGGCCAGAAAAUCUUUGAACAGACCAUCUGCACAGAAGGUUCUUGACAGUCUCAUCUACAAUUAUAUUCCAACUUUUGGUGGCAAGGCUGGGAAGGGUUUUGAUGAAGUUUACAUAUUCACAUAGAAAACCUCCCCAGCCACCUGAUCUAAUAUGGAAUUUCUCACUUUGUUUCCCGGUCCCAAUGUUGUAGUGUCAGACGGCUGUCUCGUGAGAUUAAUUGAAGUACGAUUAAAAUAUAUAUGUAUGUAUAUAUAUAUAUAUAUAUAUAUAUAUGGAAUUUCCAUUUGUCUUGGGAUAUAUAUAUUUUUCUCUGAGAGAAUGUUAGUGGUACAUCUCUAAAACCAAAUGAACAAAUUAAUUU